Solanum stenotomum is the source of this 1477-nucleotide messenger RNA. RefSeq names its product 2,3-bisphosphoglycerate-dependent phosphoglycerate mutase 1-like. The transcript is spliced from 9 exons. Gene Ontology annotation, biological process: glycolytic process. NCBI's taxonomy places the organism in Eukaryota, Viridiplantae, Streptophyta, Magnoliopsida, Solanales, Solanaceae. The record is from RefSeq and is a predicted model, not a curated record. The coding region runs from base 282 to 1319 and encodes 345 amino acids. Gene Ontology annotation, molecular function: intramolecular phosphotransferase activity.
AGACACUUUUUACCCUAUAAAAACUGAAUCUUUAUACCAUUUGAUGCAUGUAAUGUGAAGCAUUUUUUUUUUCCAUCUUCUUCUCCGCCAACUUUUCUUGGUAUAUAUAAACUCAACACCCUUUUUCGUUUUCCCCCAUUUAACCGCACCAAAAGAAAGAAAAGAAAAAGGGGGGAAAAACAAGAUUUUUCUUGGGUAGCAUCGUUUCCAUUUUCUAUUGCUUUGGUUUCUUCACCAACUCACAAGCAUCUUCUCGCAUCGUUUGGCUGUAUAAAUAAGCAAUGGCUGCAACGACACUUUACCAAUCGGUUGGGACUCUUCAGUCUUGUAGAAAUAAUGGUAACUCUGGAUUGUGUCCUGAUUAUGGGCAUGUUUCCUUUAGAUCAGUGUCCAAGGGUUUCAAGGUUGAUGUGGGAUUGUUGAGAGGAGGAAGUUUUUGUUCUAGAAAGAGAAGUACUUGUGUAAUUCACGCCUCUGCUUCUCAGGCUACGGUGUUUGAUGAAGCUUCAGCACCAUCAAGUGCCACCACCAGUGACUCCAACAAGAAAACAAGUGAAGCUGCUUUGAUCCUGAUUAGACACGGUGAGUCUAUGUGGAACGAAAAAAACUUGUUCACUGGUUGUGUAGAUGUGCCUUUAACUACAAAGGGUGUGGAAGAGGCAGUUGAAGCUGGGAAACGAAUUAGUAAUAUACCUGUCGACAUGAUCUAUACUUCUGCUUUGAUUCGUGCUCAAAUGACUGCCAUGCUUGCCAUGACUCAGCACCGCCGCAAGAAGGUGCCAACUAUCAUUCAUGAAGAGAGUGAACAAGCAGGAGCUUGGAGUCAGAUCUUUAGUGAAGAUACCAACAUGCAAUGUAUACCAGUUGUAACAGCUUGGCAACUAAAUGAGAGAAUGUAUGGGGAAUUACAAGGUCUUAAUAAGCAGGAAACAGCUGAUAAAUAUGGAAGUGAGCAGGUUCAUGAGUGGCGUCGUAGCUAUGAUAUUCCUCCUCCGAACGGAGAAAGUUUGGAAAUGUGUGCAGAGAGAGCUGUUGCCUACUUCACAGAGCACAUUGAACCCCAACUGGCAAGUGGAAAAAAUAUAAUGAUUGCAGCCCAUGGGAACUCAUUGAGGUCCAUCAUUAUGUAUCUUGACAAGCUAACAUCCCAAGAGGUUAUAAGUUUGGAGCUUGCCACUGGAAUCCCCAUGCUUUACAUAUUUAAAGAAGGAAGGUUUAUUCGCAGAGGAAGUCCUCCAGCCCCAACUGAGGCAACAGUCUAUGCUUAUACGAAGAAAUUGGCUCAGUACAGACAAAAGCUAGAUGAUAUGUUUGAGUAAUGUGACAAGGGGUUUGCUUUCAGUUGAAGUAGAUUUGAUAUGCCUCUUGAAGACUAGUUUCUCUUGCAAAUGGGAGUGAUUUGUUUUUUCGUUUAAUGUAGUCUUUCGCAUAGAUAGGCCAAACAAACUCGGCCACUUUUUUCGUAAGUGUUGUUCUA